AUGCCGGAGACGACCCGCGGGAAAGGCUGCGACGGAGGAAAUGAAUCAAAAUCUCGCCGUUUACCAGGCGAGUCAUUCUACGACUUACGCCGUCAGCGUGACGUCAACCCCGGAUAUCUACAACUGCGGGUUGAUGGCGGCAGCAACAAUUGCUCCGGAAGGGUUCAGUUAUUAUUCAAUAACCGCUGGGGAACGGUGUGUGAUGACUCCUGGGGUCUCGCCGAUGCCAAUGUCGUCUGCAGACAGUUGGGCUGUGGCUCUGCUCUUUGGCCUCCAGGAGCGGUGACCAUUGCCCCGGCCUCAGGUGAUAUCUGGCUGGAUGAAGUGAAAUGCACGGGAAGGGAAUCAUUCCUGUCCCGUUGUCCGUCUUCACCGCUCGGCCAACAUGACUGUGAACACAAGGAAGAUGUCUUUGUCACCUGUUCUGGUGAAUCUAGCAUGAUACCUUGUUUCCAAAGCCUGGCUUGAAAUGAUUGAAGUAGCUCGGCGUUUCA
This is a messenger RNA of Amblyraja radiata (thorny skate), 494 nucleotides long. RefSeq names its product antigen WC1.1-like. Bases 1 to 468 code for a protein of 155 amino acids. Lineage: Eukaryota; Metazoa; Chordata; Chondrichthyes; Rajiformes; Rajidae. The transcript has 3 exons. Gene Ontology annotation, cellular component: membrane. Gene Ontology annotation, biological process: cell-cell junction maintenance. The record is from RefSeq and is a predicted model, not a curated record.